UCCGAUCUUUACCCUAUAAAUUUCUGUCGCUCUCGGCGCUCCUGUCUAUCUUCCAACCCAGCCACUACUCUUAUUAUUAAUUCGACGAUUCCCCUCUAUUAGGUUUGAGAGGGGCGAGGGAUCAGAGAAGCAGAGAAAACAAUUUUCCCCAAGUUGCAGAACCCCUGGUUCUUUCAACUUUUCCUUCCAUGGCUUCAAUGUCAACGAUUUUCGUUCAAACUCACUGCCCGGCACGCGCGCUACCCAAAUCAUUCACCACCCACAUCGCCCCGCCGCUCAAAGUUUCCUUCUUGGCGAAACCCCGAAGCAGGGCCGUCCGGGUCAGGGCCGGAUUGAUCGAGCCGGACGGCGGGAAGCUGGUGGACCUAUUUGUCGACAAGACCCAGAGAGAUGUCUGGCGGAGGGAGGCGGUGGCUCUCCCCAAGGUGAAGCUGACCAGCAUCGACCUUCAGUGGGUCCACGUGCUGAGCGAAGGAUGGGCGAGUCCCCUCCGCGGGUUCAUGAGAGAAUCCGAGUUCCUCCAAACACUUCAUUUCAACUCGCUCCGUCUUGAGGACGGAUCGGUUGUCAACAUGUCGGUGCCGAUUGUGCUCGCCAUCGACGAUUCGCAGAAGCAGCGGAUCGCUGACUCCAAAAGGGUCGCCCUCGUUGACUCUAGCGACAAUACCAUCGCGGUUUUGAACGAUAUUGAAAUAUACAAGCACCCCAAGGAAGAAAGGAUAGCAAGAACAUGGGGAACAACUGCUCCUGGUUUACCUUAUGUUGAGCAAACCAUUACUGGUUCUGGGAACUGGCUGAUUGGUGGGGACCUAGAGGUUAUAGAGCCUAUCAAGUACCAUGAUGGCCUGGAUCGCUUUCGUUUGUCACCAGCCGAGCUUCGUGAGGAAUUCGAGAGGCGGAAUGCAGAUGCUGUGUUUGCAUUCCAGCUCAGGAACCCUGUGCACAAUGGCCAUGCUUUGCUGAUGACAGAUACUCGUAAGAGGCUUCUUGACAUGGGGUACAAGAACCCAGUCCUUCUGCUCCAUCCACUUGGAGGCUACACCAAGGCUGAUGAUGUUCCGCUAAGCUGGCGAAUGAAGCAGCACGAAAAGGUGCUGGAGGAUGGUGUGCUUGAUCCUGAAACAACUGUGGUUUCUAUAUUCCCAUCCCCAAUGCACUAUGCCGGUCCAACCGAGGUGCAGUGGCAUGCGAAAGCUCGGAUCAAUGCAGGAGCCAACUUUUACAUAGUGGGAAGGGACCCGGCUGGAAUGAGCCACCCAGUUGAAAAAAGAGAUCUGUAUGAUGCUGACCAUGGAAAGAAGGUGCUGAGUAUGGCACCCGGGCUGGAGCGGCUGAACAUCCUUCCUUUCAAGGUUGCUGCAUAUGACAAGACACAGGGCAAAAUGGCUUUCUUCGAUCCAUCCCGUGCUCAGGACUUCCUCUUCAUAUCCGGCACCAAGAUGCGAACCCUUGCCAAGACCGGAGAGAACCCGCCUGACGGAUUCAUGUGCCCUGGCGGAUGGAAAGUUCUGGUUGAUUACUACGAAAGCUUGGCUCCGGCACAGAAUGGGAAAGUCGGUGAACCUGUUCCGGCAUAAUAGUCCCGCACCACUCUGGCUUUUCUCUGUACCAUAAUGGAGUGCCAAUUUGCCAGCAUUAGUAGAAGAAAGUUUCGAAAAAUACAUUUGGAUAUUUGCAUUGCAUCUGUAAAUAUUUUGCUGUGUGGGUUCAGAAUCUCUGAAUAAAGGGGGGGAGCAUUGGUAACAGAACAUAACUUUAUGCUUCCAAAACAAUAUGGGUCGUCGGUCAUCCACUAGGCCAUGACAUCAGGGCCGACUGCACUUUUCUGGGUUGUACAUUUUUCAACUACGUUGAAAACGCUUGCUUGUUACGCCUGCCUCUUCUGUAUGACAUUAAUGUGAAAUAUUCUUGUUCUGGAUUUAUCAAGUUUUGUUCAUGUUU
Messenger RNA from Linum tenue, 1941 nucleotides. Lineage: Eukaryota; Viridiplantae; Streptophyta; Magnoliopsida; Malpighiales; Linaceae. The record is from the annotation of a GenBank genome assembly.